Rubroshorea leprosula is the source of this 1085-nucleotide messenger RNA. The record is from the annotation of a GenBank genome assembly. NCBI's taxonomy places the organism in Eukaryota, Viridiplantae, Streptophyta, Magnoliopsida, Malvales, Dipterocarpaceae.
AAGGGGUUAGUUAAGAAAAUGCACGAAGCCGUUGAAAAUUGCGUCAUCCAUCCACUCAUGUUGAAGGAAAAAGGUUGUGAUUCUCGAUUUUGAAACAUUUCUCUUCACAAUUUUGAUACAAAGUAUGAACCAGAGAUAUUGCUUCCACCCAACAGAAGCCAUGGUCAUCUUUUUCUCAAUAUCAUUCUUUGGGUUCCUUUUGUACAAUGAAUAUGUGAAAACAACACCAUUUCCGUCUUCCAAACAGCAUAUGGUCUCCCAGGAAGAAUCGGGCAAGAGCAACAAGCUUGCAGUUCCAGAAAGCAAUGAUAGGAACCAUAAAAGCAUUGAGUCCCCAGUAAAAGGCUGUGAUAUAUUCACAGGGGAGUGGGUUUUUGACAAUGUUUCAUACCCUUUAUACAAAGAAGCUGAAUGUGAGUUUCUUUCCGAGUGGGUUAGAUGCAUGAAGCAUGGAAGACUUGAUUCCCUGUACCAGAAAUGGAGAUGGCAGCCCAGAGAUUGUUCCUUGCCCAAGUAAGUAAAUCCUUUUCUUGCAUUUUAGAUUAAGGAUACUACUCUGUUCUUGACGAUUUGCCAUGUCUGGAUUAAAGAUUUGAUGCAAAAUUGUUGCUCGAAAAACUUCGGGGAAAGAGGCUCAUGUUUAUAGGAGAUUCAAUGCAUCUCAAUCAGUGGGAGUCCUUGGUUUGCAUGAUUCAAUCUGCCAUUUCACCAGGCAAGAAGAGUGUGAGCUAUGGAAGCUACAUCUAUGCCUUUAAAACGGAGGUUCCCCAAUCUCACUUGAGUCCUCUUUCUGCCCUAAAAUAAACAAAGACUUAAUUGUCUGAUUUCUGAAUUGCUACUUGAUUUCCCAGGAAUACAAUGCAUCAGUGGAGUUUUACUGGGCACCAUUCCUGGUGGAAUCCAAUGCAGAUCCUCCAACCAUGAGAGAUGGCAGAGAAGAUUCAGUAGUCAUGCCUGAAUCAAUCUCAAAGCAUGGGGAAAGCUGGAAAGGAAUUGACUAUCUUGUCUUUAACACAUACAUUUGGUGGAUUAAGUACCCAACUAUGAAAGUGUUGUAAGUACUAAAAUGAAUAUCAUUAGCUUUG